GUUAGCGCUGUACGUAUAUGAAUAUCUGCUCCAUGUAGGAGCACAGAAAUCUGCCCAGACGUUUUUAUCAGAGAUACGAUGGGAAAAAAACAUCACGUUGGGGGAACCCCCCGGGUUCUUGCACUCUUGGUGGUGUGUAUUUUGGGAUCUAUACUGUGCAGCUCCAGAAAGACGAGAGACAUGUGAACAUUCAAGUGAAGCUAAAGCCUUUCAUGAUUAUAGUGCUGCAGCAGCUCCCAGUCCAGUGCUAGGAAACAUUCCCCCAGGAGAUGGCAUGCCAGUAGGUCCUGUACCACCGGGUUUUUUUCAGCCUUUUAUGUCCCCUCGAUACCCUGGAGGUCCAAGGCCACCUUUAAGAAUACCCAAUCAGGCACUUGGUGGUGUCCCAGGAAGUCAGCCAUUAUUGCCUAGUGGGAUGGACCCAACACGGCAACAAGGACAUCCAAACAUGGCUGGGCCAAUGCAGAGAAUGACUCCUCCAAGAGGAAUGGUUCCCUUAGGACCACAGAACUAUGGAGGUGCAAUGAGACCCCCACUGAAUGCUUUAGGUGGCCCUGGGAUGCCUGGAAUGAACAUGGGUCCAGGAGGUGGUAGACCUUGGCCAAACCCAACAAAUGCCAAUUCUAUACCAUAUUCUUCAGCAUCUCCUGGGAAUUACGUAGGUCCUCCAGGGGGUGGAGGGCCUCCAGGAACACCCAUCAUGCCUAGUCCAGCAGAUUCAACCAACUCUGGAGACAACAUGUACACUUUAAUGAAUGCAGUACCACCUGGACCUAACAGACCUAACUUUCCUUUGGGCCCAGGGUCAGAUGGCCCUAUGAGUGGUUUGGGUGGAAUGGAUUCACAUCAUAUGAAUGGCUCUUUAGGCUCAGGAGACAUGGACAGUAUUUCCAAAAACUCUCCCAGUAAUAUGAGCAUGAGUAAUCAGCCUGGCACUCCCCGGGAUGACGGUGAAAUGGGUGGAAACUUUCUAAACCCUUUUCAGAGUGAGAGUGACAGAAAGGAGAAUCCUUGCAAGAAACUUCAAUAAACUCCUAGUGGCAAUUAAAGAAAUGAAAAUCACAGUGCUUGAAAUGUGCAAAGACCAGCUUUGAUUUGUCUCCUUUUUGUGGCAAGUAUCUCCUUGCAAAAAAAACCAACCCAUUGUGAUGUGUCUACUUUGUGCAGGUCUGUCUUUUUUAAAAAAAGAAAAACUUUAUACAGAUUGCCCUUUCAAGCAUCUGGCAACAUCUGCUUCUGAUGUGGGGGAAGAGAACUUGAUGCCUAGUGCAUAAGGUCUAUUCAAGUUACUUAGUGUAAUAAACUAUUAUCAGCUUACAUUGCACAAGACACUCUGGGUAGGAAAUGCAUUUUUUAAUGUUGGCAUUUGAACAUCAGUAAUCGUGCAUAUUCUGUAAAUUAUUGUAGGUUUUGUGUAAGAAACCUUGUCACCAUUGCUUAAUACUGUAAAUUGUUUUAAAGCAAGAGGUGGCUUUUGAUUGUACAGCCAUGUGUAUUAUAUAGUACAGUAGUACUUGUCCUGUCAUCAAAACUUGCUGUUCACAUACGGUUAAAGCCUUGUUAAGCACGCUCAUUGGUUUCAGAAUGUAGUGCACACCAUGCAUGUAUCAGCUAUUAACAGGAACAUGAAAUCAAAUGUAAUACAGAAAAAUUCACCACGGUUGGUGUCUUUUAGAGUGUGAAGUUAGACUUUAGCAAGCAAGGGCUAGCUGCAGUUUUAACAGGUUUUCAUGCGGGAUAUGCAUCUGUGUACACUGUCUAGUUUAGGAGAAACAUGCCCCCUCCCCCAUAACACAAAGACUGAGUACAGUCAGACGGUGUGAAGGACCUCCUUGAGGAUGAAAUGUCCUUCACCACUGCUUGCCCACCUAAGGCAGGCUACAGGACUGCAAUACCGUACCUCAUAGCCAUUGUUCUAGCCUGCAAGAUUUCUUGCCAUAUGGAAAGAAUGCCAUAUGGAGCUGGUGUUUUCUCCUGCAUGCUCUGUACAUAUCCCCUGCACCGGAGCAGGGCUUCUAUCCCUCAUCUAUGAAGAGAAUAUCGACUUAAAUAAGACUUAUUCAGGUGGAUUUGAAGCAAACAAACAACCUCCUUGACCUGCCUCCCCCCCGAACCCACCCAAGCUUUCCCCUUAUUUUUGCUACUUUACAGAGUAUAAUCAAGACCUGAAAUGGUGAAAGUUUGUACUCGUGCUUGGAAAUUAAAUCCUGUCGAGGGAGGAAUACUUUAUGACUGGAGAACUAGUAAAAAAGCUGAUGGCAUGAGCCAAGAAAACUGAGCCAUUAAGAGGAAAAGGGAUUGUUACUCAGAUCAUUUAAAACUCUGUUUUUAUUUGUGUUAAUUAACAGCUAUUUAACUUAAAUGACUAAUUAGCAUUUUGAGUAAAAGGAGCUUUUGUUAAAUAUAUUGCACCUUCAUCUUUCAUUUAAGAUGUUAGGAGCUCAGAAUAAACAUCCUUUAUAUUUCCUACUGGCUCUCCAGAUGAAACCAAGGAUAAAGUCCUGAUAUUUCUAAGGUUAAAAAAAAACAAAAACCUUUAAUAAAAUCCUUUCAGACAUUCUUCCUCCCCCAUAAUCAGGGCAAAAAGAGUACAAGCCCAAUUUUUCAAAACAAAAAAAAAAUCCUUGCAGUUCCCAUUAAACAAUUAGGGGCAUCACUGAGAGAGAAUGGCUUCCCAAAAUUGAGAGUGAACACAAUAUUUAAACCUAAUUUUAAAAAGAAAGUAAAAUCCUAGUGUAAUGUUCAAAAUAAGCAGGAAUGUAAUUUGAGAAAAUAAUGAAGAAAAUUCAGAAAGCACAAUCCUAAUUCCAAACAACUCUGAACAAAUACGUUCAAGUGAAUAUAAAAUCAAAAUUGCUAACAUCUGGACUCUCCAUAAAUUCACUGUCCCUAGACAACCUACCCCAGUUCUCAGUACUUGUUCGAGUAGGUGAUUGCUUCUACAAAGAAUCAAUUUCACACUAACUCAGUUGAAAAACUUGAAAGUCCAAAACUUUCAGACACAAGUCUUAUAAAUAUCAUGCAGACUAGAGAACCUUGUUUUAGAAUAGAAAAUUGUUGUGGUGCAGAUCUCUCCCAACCUCAUUUGUGGUUGUCUUUUAAAAGCAGCUUCUUAAAUCAUUUCUGGAGGCCACCUGUGUUGACCAAAGAGCAACAAGCUGUCUGACAUUGAUUGCUUCAAUGAGAGAGACUUAGUCAUUUACUUUCCUACCUGCAACUCUGCAAAAGGGUUGUUUCCAGAAUACAUCUAUGUUUGAAUCUGGGCAGAAUGCUUUAGAAAACACAUCUUCUGUGUAAGAAUUCUCCUCCCUUAAAACUUGUUUGUGAAACAUUCCUCAGCUCUUUACCAGCUACUUCAAGUGCUGAGAGUUUUGGUAUUAUCUCAGAAAGCUGCAACCUUAUUAUGACUGUGAUGAUGCAUUUAUAUAUUGAGAAAGACCUGUCAUCAGGUGUCUAAGAAAGCCCAGAACAUAGCAUAAACACUGUGAAUCCCUCAUAUGGAGGGAAGCCUCCCUAUGGAGAGGUCAAUGAGGGGACAUUUUCAUGACUUAGGUAAAGCCAAGUUUUACCCUCUGGAAAAAUUGUGGCAAGUUAGAAAAGGGGCAGAGAUGUGGCCAACAGGUCCAUGAACUGUAUGGGUCAACUGACCACAAUGCACAUCUGGGGAGACAUCCCAGGGCGCCUAUACAUGAGCAGCAAGGCUGCUCUGACACACUAAUUCCAGCACGUCGGAGCAGACUCUAUUAAUUGAAUCUGCUGAAGUGUGGUAAUUACCGCGCUCCAGCAGCCUCCAGCGUUUCAUGUAUCAGCAUUCACACACUUCAAAAUGGUGGCAUGCAUGCUUUAUCUAAAGCUCAUUCUACGAACCUUAGAUAAAACGCCCCUGCUGCCAUUAUGAAGCAUGGGAACACAGGUACACGAGACGCUCCAGGCACUUUACUUGGAGUGGCUCUCAGAGCCACUUUAAUUAAAGCGCCAUCCCCCACCCUCCUGGAGCUUGUGUAGAAACGCCGUCAGAGAACAAGGGACGCUAUUAUGCCAGUAGUUUAUAAUAGUAAUCCUGGAUUAAUUCCAUGGGCAUUUCAGAGUAUCCAUCCAGGUUUUGGUUCCUAUACAGACAUACAAAACACAGUUUUGUGGCUUUAUACAAGUGUGGGGGGAAAUUUUACCUCAUAGCAAAACUCUGAGGAGUAGGAAUUUGCGAGAAUAUCAUUUGAUUUUCUAUUAUUUUCAAUCUGGCAUCUAGUAACCUGACUACCAUACUGUCUUAUAUCACGCUUUCUUAAUAAUUUUUAUUUGAAUAUUUCUGGAAGCCAUUACCCUCUUUUUAAGAAUGCCAAUAUUAGUUUAAGUAUGUAUUUCUAUUAAUGAUCUUUGACUGCAAAAGUUUUAUUCAUCUUAAAUGGCAUAUGGAGGUACCAUUAUGCUAUGUACCAAUAAGCCGAUUACAUUUGUUGCUGUUUAAGUUCAGACUAAUCUGGUCAUUGUAUCUAAGAAGUUAAUGUGUAUCCUUGUUUUAAAUUAAUUUUUUAUAGUAAGAUGUCCACAUUUCUCAGAAAUAAGUCUUGACAGAAGGGAAAAAAGUGGGCUGUUUCAUUAAAGCGCAGUGGUUUAGCUGCUCAUCACUUAGGAUUUUGAGAACACAAGUAGUAAUGGCAGUUAGUAUUUUUCACAGUAUUUGUUAUAUACUUUUUUCUCAUGCGGAUUUGGAGAUGAGGAAGUCCUAGGUUUUUGAUGGGUUAGUUCUACUGGUGGCCAUCGCUGCAUGGGCUGACAGACUGUCUUCAGGUCAUAUUCAGUGUUGGACCCUAGAGCCAGCACCAAACCAAAAACCUUGAGAUUUUCCUCUUAUUCUAGUUCCACUGCUAUCUCUCUAUUCUGUCUUUUAGCACUAUAAUAAUUAUUGUAGCACAAGCUCCCUCUGUAACAAGUUGAUGAAGAGCAGAGGUUGAAAAUAAGUGAAGCUUAUCAUUCAUACUGUCAGCUUCCUAAUGCACCCAACCUCUCACAGCCAGGGCCUUGAGAUGCAGUCUGCUUCUGAACUUGGCUUAUCACUUCAUCAUGCAGGAGUAGAUUUCAUUUUAUUUCAUAAGUCUAAGAGCAGCUGUAUUGAUAUGUUCACUUUGUUUUCUGAAUUGCAAGCCAUUCUGUAUUGAAAAUGAUUGUGCGUAUUGUCUAGCAAUGAAUGAAGAGUUGGAAAUAGCUAUUUAUUAUGUGCUAAUAUACUCCCUGCUUACCAGUUAGAUAUUUCAAGUACUGAACUCCAGCAAAAAAUGCUGUUCCAGAAUCAUCUUAAUUUUAAUAUUACACUCACAUGAGAAUGAGAAUAUUUCUCUUGCUAUUUCUGAAUUUCAGUGAUUUUUGGAGAAAAGAGGAAAUGGCCCAAGUUCGUGAUGGGAAAGGUUACAGUGGUAACAGUUAAUUAACUAAUUUUCAGAUGCAUCAGAGUAGCAGGAUCCAUUCUGUCUAUCAGUUGAUAUACUUCUAGCUGCCUUGGUUAUUCCACAUUCUUCCCUUGUGCUUACUAAAGCAUUUUGACAUUCUAUAGACAUAGAAGAUGACACAGCCAACCUGUCAAGGUGCAUAGAAAUGUAGCAAUUACUAAAUUACAUUAUUUAGCAAUCAUUUAUUUUCCGUGUUUAAUUUUAAACUUACCUGUAUGUAUUUUUAUUAUUAUUAUUUCAGCAUUAUAAGAACUUGAGAAAGUUUGGGCAUAAAAAAGAUCUUCCAUAUGUAGCAAAAAAAGAUUUAUAAUUUACAUUAAAUGUAAGCUUGUACCAUACCUUCUACAUUUCCUGUGCCUUUAAUAUAUGUAUCUUUGAGUAGGCAAACUUCUUCCCCUUUCUUUGAUUAUUCUAUUAUAUCAAAGAUAUGCUGUAUUUAAUAUAGUAACAUCUGACAUAACGAACAUUUGGGGCUCACUGGAUUAGUCAGAGCUAACAUUUCUCAUUUCAGAUGCCAUAUUUUUUUUCACAGGAUCAUAAAGCAAAAAGACAUCAUGCAGGCAUUAGCUUUUCUAUUACCCAUCCAUAUGACUUCUUAUAGAGAAAUUAAAAUUCUGUUUUCUCAACACACUCCAUUCUGCAUCCCUUGUUCUCACAAAACUCCAGUGACUUAAAACUUAAUACUGACCUGAGUAGGAAUUUUGGGAACACCGUGAAUGCAGGAGCAGCUGUUUAGCAGAAGUGUAGGCUGCUCUGUGUCUUUUCAGCAAUCAUAAAUGUAGCAUUUACUGACUUCUUUCUAGUGAAAACACUGAGCGUGCUUAGCACUUAAACAAGUUUCUGAGACAUGAGUGUCAGACUAUAUAAUUGCAUCUCAUCUAAUUUUGACACUUAACCACUAAUAUUUGAUGAGGCCUGAAUCUCAAUAGUAACUACAUGCUCUGAUUAUGAUAUACCAACUAAGAGCAAAAACUGAAAUCUGAACAGUCUGCUUUAGCAUUGCAGAUACCUUUAAAAUGUGACUGUGAAAAUAUUUUUAAAAGUAUGUGAUGCUUGACUUCCUUUACCAACCAAAAUGAUCUACAGCCUUCUGCACUGUGAAAGGCAACCUCUGCUGGCAAAUACAGGUUUUACACCUGCCCAACUUAUUAUCAGAAACUUCAUCCAAGCCAUAGAAGCCAUUCAUUUUAUUUGUGUUUGUGUAAUCAAAGCAAUUAGGGACAGAAACUCCAGGUGUGAAGGAGUAACUCUAUCCACCAUUUGACUCUUUUUUUUUUUCUCUCUCUCUCAUUUGUGGGAGGUCAGUGUUUUUUGGGUUUGUUUGUUUUUCAUUUUCUUAAGUUAUAGCUGUAUCUUUUUAACACAGAACAGUCUAAGAACUGUUAGACUGGGCUGAUGGAACAUAGCAUUAGAAAGUGGAAGAUUCACUUUGGUAAAAAGGUGUAACACAUGCCAGUAGGGAAAUGCAUACGCGCAAAUAGUUUUGAUACCAAGACUACAAACCAAGAUGGUAAGAGUUAUGUAAAGAUUUGACAACAGAAUCUAUCCUCCAGUGUUUGGGUUUUUAAACUUUUGUCAUUUAUAUUUUAUUUUGGGAGAGAGGAGCUUGGGGAAUGUCAGACCACAUGAGGAAUUUUAGAAAUAUAUCACUCAGCAAUCAUUUUAUAAAGUUUAACUUCAAAAUGCACUAUGAUUUAUUAUAAAAAAUAUAUUUUCUUCUGCUUGCAGACAUGGUUGUUCCAUUUUGUGAUACGUUAAACUAAGCAGUUAAUUUGGUGCACUGCAUAGCUGCAUGAAUUCAUCACGUGUACAUACAUACCUGUGCAGCAUUAUUUUGGGUUUUGUAUUUGAAUUUGCAGUAUUGAUUAUUUUUGUAUUUACUUUGCCUCUGUUAUUGGAAUUGUAGUAAACAUAAUUUAUACAUAUGAUUUUACAACUGUUUUGCAACUGAGAAGUCUUCUUUAAAUUGUAAAGUUUUAUUGAUGGAAACUCAUUAAAAUGGUAUAAGAAUUAUAUUAACAAUUGUUUUGUGUUUUGAUGCUCUCUGUACAUAAAUAUAUGUCUAUUUAUCUGUUUAAUGGUGCUUGUGUCUUGCAAUUUUGGAUACAUUUUAGAAUAAAGUUUCAUUUUACAAGAAUAAGUUGUAUUUUCAAAAGCUGUGUCAAAAUAACAUUUUUUUCAAGGAAAAACUAAAGUAAUAACCUCUUUAACCUCAGAACCUCAUUAAUGUCAAGAAGUAAAAAAUGUGCUUCAAUAAUAUGGAAGAGUCUACUACUAAACGGGCAUUAUUAUAUGUACUGAUUUAUUUAAAGAAUUGAUGUCCAAUAGCUAACCCAUCACCCAAAAGAUCCAUUGUAAUAAUGUGUCCUGCAUCUGCUGAAUCCAUCAGUAAUACACAGUUUUUAAAGGCUUUCUAUACUUGUGAUAAUGUCAUGCUUAUCAUUUUUACUGUAAUUUUCCCAAGGCAUAGUAGAACUUUCUGAUCCCAUUUAUAUAUAUUUAAAUAUU
Messenger RNA from Alligator sinensis (Chinese alligator), 7952 nucleotides. RefSeq names its product single stranded DNA binding protein 2 (gene SSBP2). The record is from RefSeq and is a predicted model, not a curated record. Lineage: Eukaryota; Metazoa; Chordata; Crocodylia; Alligatoridae. Gene Ontology annotation, biological process: positive regulation of transcription by RNA polymerase II. Gene Ontology annotation, molecular function: single-stranded DNA binding; protein binding. Gene Ontology annotation, cellular component: nucleus. The transcript is spliced from 16 exons. The annotation marks the transcript as partial.